GUUAUAGUUCUGAUGAUGUGCGCGAUGGAAUUAUGGGCGCUAAAGGACAAUCUGUGACUGUUGAUGAAUUACUGUCACCAUUUAGAAAAUUUAAUUCUUCACUGGUCGGGAAGCCAAAAAUAUUCAUGAUUCAAAAAUGCCGAGGGAAGGAAGUUAGUAUGGGAAUCCGAGAGCCGAAUGCUUUGGCAGCUGAACCAAGCGUAAAUGCAUCAGCAUCGUCGCUUCCAUCUGUCCCGUCGGAAGGAUUGCCAUCACAUCCGAAUGUAGAAAGCUCGGGUUAUCUUCCGCUCCAAGCCGAUCACUUGAUAGCAUUCUCAACUUCCCCUGGUUACGUGGCUUACAGAGAUACCGAAUGUGGUUCGUGGUAUAUUGAUGAAUUAACUAGGGCCCUUUGUGAGGAAUACGGGAGUGAAGGAAGAAGAAAUCGAAAUCCUAGACAUUUGGUCGACGUCAUCACGCACGUGCAAGGAAUGGUUUCAAACAGGAUCCAAGGGAAAUUCAAAGUUCAGAUGCCAGAAUUCAGAAGCACUCUACGUGGCCCUAUAUAUUUUUGAAAUUCUAGUGAAAAUUAUGAAGACACUUCAGGAUGAUUCUACGUAUUUUAUACCAUCGCAUGAGUAUAUAAUAAUAUUUGUGUUUACAUGUGGCUGAUUGUUGUUGCUAUUAUUUUUUUACUUUUUCGUUAAUAAUUAUUUAACGACGACGAGUCAUCUUUGAGCAGACUCAAAAAGACAAAACUGUGUUAAGUAGGGGCGUGGCGACGGUAGGGCCGUAAGAGGAUGUGACACCCUACAGUAAUUCACCACGUUAGAAUUUACGAAAAUGCUCUAUUAUCGGUCUAAAAUAGGAGAAUGAAAAUUCGUCAGUAAAAGUAAAUUCGCCACAGUUCCAAAAAACUAAAUUAUUGCCACGAAUAUUUAGUGGGUUAGUCAUGCUGAUUGAUCAUGCGCAGAUUUGGCUGAUUCCAGGGAUCUAAAUCUAGGCCUAUGAUUUGAAAAUUGGCCACCAACCAUUGGGAAAGCCUUUAUCACUUGCUCAAAGUUGCAUUACUGUCGCAUUCUAUGAGUCAUUUAGGCGAAAAAGUUUGGCAUUGAUUUUUUAUCAACAUAAUUACAUCCCUUGAUCUUUGGCCUGUCUCGUUCACCACGCCUUUGGAGUUGACUCGUAGAUUUUUUAAAACUAUUUUAAAAGAACUAAAGCGAAACAAUUUAGGAUAUAAAUAAU
Messenger RNA from Dendronephthya gigantea, 1224 nucleotides. Its product is annotated as caspase-9-like. The coding region runs from base 33 to 554 and encodes 173 amino acids. The transcript has 2 exons. The record is from RefSeq and is a predicted model, not a curated record. NCBI's taxonomy places the organism in Eukaryota, Metazoa, Cnidaria, Anthozoa, Malacalcyonacea, Nephtheidae. Gene Ontology annotation, biological process: proteolysis. Gene Ontology annotation, molecular function: cysteine-type endopeptidase activity.